This is a messenger RNA of Hordeum vulgare subsp. vulgare (domesticated barley), 1154 nucleotides long. Its product is annotated as lachrymatory-factor synthase-like. The coding region runs from base 251 to 856 and encodes 201 amino acids. NCBI's taxonomy places the organism in Eukaryota, Viridiplantae, Streptophyta, Magnoliopsida, Poales, Poaceae. The record is from RefSeq and is a predicted model, not a curated record. The transcript has a single exon.
AAGUGAAUGGAAAUGGCCACAAACAUCGUGUCAGCCGUACAAGUGCACCUAUCUUCCCCGCAAAAAGGAAUUUUUUGCACCUAUGCCCACCCGGGCUGCCAGAAUCCAAAACCCCGAGCCGAGCGCGCGCUGAUCUAUAAAUUGCACCUCAGACAUCACAGCGAGGCACCAUACGCCCACACUCACUACUUGCCUCGUACUGUGUCCUAUACCACAGCUCCGAAAAGACUGCCAAGGGGCUCCGUCGUCCAUGGACGUGCCGACCGCUGGUGAAGCCGCCGCUGUGCCGCAGCGCACGGCGUGGGAGUGGGAGGGCCGGGCGGUGUCGCCGGUGCCGGCGGCGACGGCGGACGAGGCGUGGGCGCUGCUGUCGGACUUCCUGGCGUUCCACAAGUGGCACCCGCGCGUGGCGGUGUGCCGCCUGGCGUCCUCCGGCGCGGCGGCGGCGGCGGCGGCGGCGGCGCCCGGGUGCGUCCGGUACUGCGAGGGCACCCCGCCCGCCGACGGGACGCCCGCCGACUGGGCGCACGAGACGCUCCUCGAGCACGACCAGGCCCGCCGCUUCUUCCGCUACGAGAUGAACGACAACAACAUGGGCUUCGGCGCCUUCUUCGCCGUGUUCCGCGUCGUCCCCGCCGCGGCCGGCGGGUGCGAGCUGCGGUGGGAGUUCGAGUGCGAGCCCGUGCGGGGCACGCCCAAGGAGGCGCUCGAGGCGCGGCUGCAGGCCGGGCUCGACGGCAUGGCCGCACGCGUGCACGGGCACCUCAUAUCCGCGCGCGGUGCCGUCGCCGCCGCCGGGACUGCGGGGCUGGAGGCCGCCGAUGAGCUCAAGCUGGACAACUCCAUCGCGGCCUGAUCGAGCUCCGAGCACUCGAUGUGCAUGCCAGGCCCGGUUCCACCUCUGUGCGCACGUACCGGCGACGUAUGUUUGGUUGUGAUGGUCUCGUUCCUUUCUCGCGGUACUACGUUGUCGGAUGAUAUUUUAUCUUUGUUCUGUUCUGGGCCUUUGUUGGUUUGCCGUUAUGUAUGUGCGCGUACGUACCGUUUACUACAGUGCGGCAGUAGUACCCCUAUAUACAGCUGUACCGGGAAUAACUGUAUGAUAUUACUCGUAAUAUAUGCAAAUGUGCUCAGAGCAUGUGCAGCCUUUACCA